[Torrubiella] hemipterigena is the source of this 3428-nucleotide messenger RNA. NCBI's taxonomy places the organism in Eukaryota, Fungi, Ascomycota, Sordariomycetes, Hypocreales, Clavicipitaceae. The record is from the annotation of a GenBank genome assembly.
CCACCUUGUAUUGUACUGUAGUGCAGUGCAGUUCAUCCUGGACCGACCACGGUUAUGCUGCCAACGGUCCCCUCUUUAUUUUAUUUUUCCUUUUCCCUCACACAACAACGCAUACAUCGCUCUUUGGGUGCAUUUUUUUCCUUCCUUUUGGGCCUCAUCAGUUGCUUUUUCUUCUCCCUCGUCCAAACACACACCCCUCUUUUUUCCUGUUUCUCUUACGACACACUGUCUCUCAAGCAACCGCAUAUCCAAUCUCGUUGCUACUGCAGCCCACCAUCGAGGAUCUAUCUCGCCCACUGCAACCCCACCAAUCGCACCUUGGACACGCCUCGAAUACAACGCAUCAGUUUUGGCCCAGCACCAUCUCAUUUGCUCUCGCGGGCACCGUUGCCUUCCCACCUCUCCCUCUGAAAGCACAGGGCGCAAUCCGAAGCGCAUCGCACCACAAAUUGCCCGCCUUCCCUAUAUCCCACUCCCUCGCCUUGCCCAACUUGGCGGCGCUGCAACUCCACAUCGCCGUCUUUCCAGAUCACGCUAAUCCUCUUUCUCGCUACUCUCACGGUGCCGCGUCGUGGUCGUGUCGUGUCCCACACCCAAGAGGGCAAAGGAAAAAAGCCUGCUUCCAUUACGCUGGCCCUAGGCAUAUCGACUCGCUGCCAUCACCACCCCCCUCUUCCUCUCUUGGCCAUCCUACCUAGCACCUUCACCAGCUCAAUCUCACCUCCCCGCGUGACUUCGAAACUUGACCGUAGCAUCGGUUUCGCCUGCCAUUUCUCUGGAACAGGCCAAUUGACGUGCUGCUCAGCCUUUACACGCUGCUGUCCCAUCCCGUGGCCACAGUUUUUGUCUUGGACAAUAAUAACUGACACCCCUCCUCCAUCUCAUCCUUUGCUUUCCUUUCUCCUUUUGCUCCCCUCUUUUCGUCUGCACUGCCAAAGUUCUCGAAACAUCACCAAUCUUUCCUGAAUGGCUUCAGCAAAACCUUCGACCGUCUGCUAAACUUACGUCGUCGCCACCGGCGAGUGCUGCUUCUGAUCAUGUCGCCCAGCAAUGUGUCCACCACGCACCUCGCCGUGCCCGAGAGCAACCGCUACUUCCCCAGCUUCUCUUUACGAUCUCGAAAGUCAGAGUUCUCACUCUCGCAACUUAAAACCACCCAGGAGCAGGCACCGGAACCACCAAAGCUUGCCAAGCGCGAAUCUCGACUUGGUCUCCGUCGCAUGUUCAGCCGAUCCAAGCUAAAGCCCGAAGACUCUGCGCCCCCUCCUGUGCCACCAGUCCCAGUCUAUACCGAACGUACUUCUCUCGGCGCAUCUCGAAGCACUGUCUACUUGAACCAACCCAACCCAUCCGAAACCGCACUCUCAGUCAUGUCUGGAUCUGCUGCUGCUGCCUCCGAUACCAACCUGCCUGGCACCUCCCGCACCUUUGGAUCCAUCGGACGCGGCUCAAGACGAAGCUUUAUGCCACGUCCCUUGCUCGGAGGCAAGUCCGCAGCUGAUGAACUUGAAAUCCCAGCUCUGUAUUCAGCGUACCAUCAAUCUAUCCGCCAAGCAACCCUUCAGGCCCCUACGAUAUCUGGAGAUGCAGUGCUAAGCCUGCAAGAGGCACCAAGCUCGCAGCCGCAGGACGGCGAUGUGCAGGAUGACACCUCUAGGCUUACCAAGCGAUCCAAGGACAAAGCCAAAAAGGGAGAUGACAAGUCGUCACCUUUUGAAUGGACAAGCAAGAUCUAUCUUCUUACAACGAGCGCCAACCUGCUCCAAUAUACCGCCGACGGUCACUAUGAGAGAGUCCCUGAAAGAGUUUUGAAGCUUACCGCCAACUCUGCCGCUUUUGUUACGGAUUGUAUCCCAGGAAAGCACUGGGUACUUCGUAUCUCGGCAGACGUUCUCACUACACUCACACCAGAUCCAGCUUCAAUGGUUGACCACAGGUCGUUGUUUAGCAAAGAGCCCAACCGCCGUGCCUCCAAUUUCCUAAUGGUUUUCGACAAUGCCGAUGACAUGGAUGGAUGGAUUGUUGCUGUGCGCUCUGAAAUCCUCAAACUGAAGGAUGCUGAAACGCAAGAUACUGUUGGGGAGCGCCAAAUCCGAGAGCGUGCUAGUCAGCGCACGCUCACAGCCCGCGACUUAUCGCGCCUUGAGAGCAGCGAAACCGUUCAAUGCUAUCCCACUUCUGAGCGCAAACAGUCCACUGCCGCCAUUACCGUUUCGGAUUAUGACAAGACCAAUGAGCAAUGCCUGGACGAUGUCUCUGUCACAAAUAGUGUCGUAUCCCAGGAAGGACAACAGCUCGAAAGCUUACGGGACAGCAACCACCGCCUCUCUGUCAUGUCGACUAGCCAAGACACAUUUGGCACAUCGGCUGCAUCAAGCCCCGCUACAUCUCCAACUAUAGAAAGCUUCCCUCGACAAUCUGAUGAUGCACACCGCAAAGAGUCCAUCAUAGAUAAAGCAGUUGAAAUGGUCCGGCAAUCCAGCAGCGGUAGCUACAAUGCAUCCCCGGUUCAGCCAGUUGCGCCCUUUAUGGGACUGCCAGAGAUUCACCCUUCAACGUCACCACUCUAUACCGCACCUCCUCCAGGUCCCCUCACUACACCCAAGGCUGCUCUUAACGUCCCAAUGUUCUGUAAACCAACUCCACCUGUUCCUGAGAUGCCAAUCUCACCACCAAGAGAAAACUUGGCACGCAGAAACUUCCGCUCAAAGCCGCCAACGUCACUCAAGGAUUCACGACCCCUCUCAGUCGUUGCGGAUUGCCCAUCGCCUCAGGUUGUCCCCUCCGAAACGAUGGGUGGCCACUCGCAGUUCAAUUCGCUGGCGUCAUUCAAGCCUACAUUUAAGGGUCGAUACUCCAUCACCCCCAAGGCAAUCCCCGCCCGCCAGGCAAGCAUGUCCACAAUAAUCCAAGCCAACAAGCAGCUGUCCCGAAGCUCAUCGCACUCUCACCUGGACCGCCUCGCUCCGAGAACGCCAAACGACGUCGUCUCUCUGCAGACGGAUGACCUUGCUGGAGAAGCCAACCAAGAACUCAAUGCACUAUCGUCUUAUACUUGGAAAAACGGCCGUCGCCCAAGUCUCGUCCCUUUUGAGGAAGAAGGCUCACGCCCAAGCAGCAGCCAUUCGGCAGCACCACCUCCACCACCUCGCGCACCUCCACCUUCAACACCUCUCCCUCCUAUCCCAACCUCGACAGGCGCUUCCAACUCGGCACUGGGCCAGCGCAAGUCGCUCUCAGUACGUCGCAGCAUGCCUCAGAUUAUCGUCUCGUUGCAGGCUCAGGGCCCUCGCGCCUCACGAAUGAUUCCAUCUGUUCCCCAGAUGUAAACGCCUUGAACAUAUUGCAUACGCAUAGCAUUGCUGCCCAACAGCGCAGUAGAAUUUCACGAACACACCUCUAAAAGAUCUCAAUGACAUGAUCAUAGA